CUUAUACUCCUAACAUUACGGUAAUAGUUGCUGACAUUGGAGGAAGUGAAGCUGCACUGUGAUGACUAUUGUGCGCGAAAAAUAAAGUGGAAUGAUAAGAAAUGUCAACAUGUCUGAAACUGGUGCUCAGUUGUUUGCGAGGCUUGAAGGACGGCGAUGUUUGAAGGACAUUGAGCCCCAAAUAUUUCCUGAAGAUUGUGGACCAUCACAAGGAGACAUUGUGGAACUGCAUGGCACGGAGGGCACCGCUAAGACCGAGAUGCUGUACCACCUGAUCGUGCGCUGCAUCCUGCCAACCAAGCACGGCGGGCUGGAGGCAGAGGUCGUGUUCGUGGACACCGACUUCCACUUCGACACGCUUCGGCUGGUGACCGUCCUGGAGGCCAGGCUAUCCCAGAAGACCGCGGGGGCCACAAGUGAGAAGCGUCGGAAGGAGGGCGCUGAGGAGGAAGAGGAGGGCGAUGAGGAGACGGUGAAGGCCUGCCUGCGGAGGCUCUUCGUGGUCCACUGUAGCAGCUCGGCACAGAUGCUCCUCAGCCUUCACUACCUGGAGGGCUGGUUCAGCAGUCGGCCCGCUCUGGGCCUGCUGGUCCUGGACAGCAUCUCCGCCUUCUACUGGCAGGACCGCAGCGGCGGCGGGGAGAGCGUGUCCCAGCAGGAGGCCAACCUCCGCAAGUGUGCCCUGCUCCUCGACCGGCUGCGCAGGGACUACGGCAUCGUGGUCUUCGCCACCGUGCACGCCGUCAUGAGGAACUACGGCUCGUCUGACGCAUCCAGUAGCACAGCGCCCAGACCGCCCGAGGCACCUUCACCUUCAUCAUCAUCAUCAUCAUCAUUGUUCUCAUCUUCAAACUCUCGCAGAUGGAGCGCCGUGCUUGACUUUGAUAAGCCGUACCUGUGCCGGGCGUGGCAAAGACUGGUCACCCAGAGGCUGGUGUUCUCCAAGAGUGACGUUCUAAAGGACAGAAGGCCCGUGUUCUCUGUGGCCUGUACCACCACCAGGACGAGAGGAGUGAAGAGGAGCUCGUUCUGUGUAACAGACGCUGGAAUGCAGUUCUUAUGAUUUGGGCUGCUAGUUUAUUUGUUUUCUUACGGCUACGGUUACGGAUUUAUCAUUUUGUAAUGACUAAGGCUACGUUCAUCUUCAUGUGAUUAAGGCAACUGGUUUGUUUUGUUCAGUGGUGACCUUUUUGUUGUUUCUUCUUGUUGUUGUUUGUGACCUUGUUGCUUGUAUGUUUCUUCUUGUUCCAGCUCUGGAAAAAUAUAACAUUCUAGAGAAUUCUAUACAACAUUCUACAUGCUAUCAGUGUGCUUA
Messenger RNA from Sardina pilchardus (European sardine), 1315 nucleotides. It is a transcript of the gene xrcc2, whose product is annotated as X-ray repair complementing defective repair in Chinese hamster cells 2. Gene Ontology annotation, biological process: double-strand break repair via homologous recombination; DNA strand invasion. The record is from RefSeq and is a predicted model, not a curated record. Gene Ontology annotation, molecular function: four-way junction DNA binding; ATP-dependent DNA damage sensor activity; ATP binding. Lineage: Eukaryota; Metazoa; Chordata; Actinopteri; Clupeiformes; Clupeidae. Bases 92 to 1063 code for a protein of 323 amino acids. The transcript is spliced from 3 exons. Gene Ontology annotation, cellular component: replication fork; Rad51B-Rad51C-Rad51D-XRCC2 complex; centrosome.